Nestor notabilis (Kea) is the source of this 1238-nucleotide messenger RNA. It is a transcript of the gene LIN54, whose product is annotated as lin-54 DREAM MuvB core complex component. The annotation marks the transcript as partial. Lineage: Eukaryota; Metazoa; Chordata; Aves; Psittaciformes; Psittacidae. The record is from RefSeq and is a predicted model, not a curated record. Gene Ontology annotation, biological process: regulation of DNA-templated transcription. The transcript has 8 exons. Gene Ontology annotation, cellular component: nucleus.
CGAAACCAGUGGUGGUGAACGCAACCCCAGUACGGAUGUCUGUUCCCAUAGUGCCAGCACAGACUGUGAAACAGGUGGUGCCCAAACCAAUCAACCCAACUUCCCAGAGAGUUACUACUAGUCAGCCCCAACAAAGACUUAUUAUGCCAGCCACUCCACUGCCACAGAUACAGCCCAACCUCACUAACCUCCCACCAGGCACUGUACUGGCACCAGCACCUGGUACAGGAAACGUUGGGUAUGCAGUCCUUCCAGCUCAGUAUGUCACACAGCUACAGCAAUCAUCGUAUGUAUCUAUAGCAAGCAACACUGGCUUUACAGGGACACCUUGUAUCCAGUCCCAAGCACGGCUACCAUUCAACGGAAUAAUUCCUUGUGAAUCAGCAAACCGCCCCAGGAAGCCUUGCAAUUGUACUAAGUCUCUAUGCUUGAAAUUGUACUGUGACUGUUUUGCAAACGGUGAAUUCUGCAAUAACUGCAACUGUACAAAUUGUUAUAAUAACCUGGACCAUGAAAAUGACAGGCAAAAAGCAAUAAAGGCCUGCCUUGACAGAAACCCUGAAGCCUUCAAGCCCAAGAUAGGGAAAGGAAAGGAAGGAGAAUCGGAUCGGAGACACAGCAAAGGGUGUAACUGUAAACGCUCAGGAUGUCUCAAAAACUACUGCGAAUGUUAUGAGGCAAAAAUCAUGUGCUCUUCCAUAUGUAAAUGCAUUGGCUGUAAAAAUUUUGAAGAAAGCCCAGAGCGAAAGACAUUGAUGCAUUUAGCAGAUGCUGCAGAAGUUAGGGUCCAGCAGCAGACCGCUGCAAAGACCAAGUUAUCUUCCCAGAUCUCAGAUCUGCUGACAAGGCCAACACCAGCACUCAGCAGUGGUGGUGGGAAGUUGCCCUUCACGUUUGUAACCAAGGAGGUAGCUGAUGCAACCUGUGAAUGCCUUCUUGCACAGGCAGAGCAAGCAGAGAAGACAGGCAAGUCAAAAGCUGCAGCAGAGCGAAUGAUCCUGGAGGAGUUUGGACGCUGUUUGAUGAGAGUUAUUAACUCUGCAGGGAAGUCCAAAAGUGACCCUUGUGCCAUGAACUGCUGACUCAUGCACAUGAGCCACAAUGAAGUGGACUGGACAGAACACUUAAGGCACAGGGACACUUUGGUUUGGCUUAGAGGAUUUAAUAAUAUUUGUUAAUUUGGUGCUUGUUGUAAAUUCACCUGCAUAAUAUCGAAACAUGAAAAUCUUUUUAUAACA